UUCUCCAGAACGCAUCCCGUCUUCUUGAGCGGAAACCUCCACACUCACGCCCACCGCCACGAGGCCCCCAUCUUCCCCAUUCUCCAUCUCCUCCUAUUAAUCAUCAAACCCUACACCGUAUCUCAAUUAAAGAUCCUCCCGAUCGUCUCCCUCCUCUCAACAAAUCUCUGUCCUCCCCUAAUUUUCAGGAACUCCAAUCGCCCUCCCUUCGCCAAUUCGAAAACCCUGCCUGCCGAUCGAUCGGAGAUGCCCGGGGCCAAGGCUUGAUCGCCGCCCCGCCGCCGCCUAGGGCGAGGAGGGGUCUGUGUCUUUGUAUGGAAACGCGGAGCCGGAAGCGGGCGGAGGCCUCCUCAUCAGCGCCCUCUUCUCAGCCCCCCCCCACCCGCGCCUUCAAGCGCUCCCGCACCUCCACCUCCACGAUUCCACCCGCCCUUCCUCCGGCCUCCUCUACGCGCUCCCGCCGCGCCCAGAACCGUACGUCCGCCGCCACCGCCCCGUCCCCCAUGGACUCCUCCGCCAGUGACUCCGCCGGCCGACGUCGCAGCAGCUCCGGCAAGAACCACCACCCCCCGGCGGAGCGCGACCGUGAGUCGUUGGACAAGGGGAAGGAGAGAGAGCCAGAGACUUCCAGAGCGAGGGAUAGGGAUGUGGAACGGAUCUUAGGGUUGAGCUUCGAUGGCGCGGGAGCUGAUGAUGACAACGAUAGCGACGGUGGCGUCGGCAUCCUCCAUCAGAAUCUAACGUCGGCCGGCAGCGCCCUCCAGGGGCUUCUCCGCAAGCUGGGGGCUGGUCUCGACGAUCUGUUGCCAUCCUCGGCCGUGUCGGGCUCUUCUUCCUCGCACCAGGGCGGGCGGCUCAAGAAGAUCCUUUCAGGGCUGAGAUCUGAUGGAGAGGAAGGGCGGCAGGUGGAGGCGCUGACCCAGCUCUGUGAUAUGCUGUCGAUCGGUACCGAGGACUCACUGGGGUCGUUCUCGGUGGACUCGUUUGUGCCGGUCCUCGUGGGCCUGCUCAACCAUGAGAGCAACCCUGACAUCAUGCUGCUUGCGGCGAGGGCACUCACCCAUCUCUGUGAUGUCUUGCCGUCUUCUUGUUCCGCGGUGGUACAUUAUGGUGCUGUCCCGUGUUUCUGUGCUCGCCUUCUCACGAUUGAAUACAUGGACCUGGCAGAACAGUCCCUACAAGCUCUCAAGAAGAUAUCACAAGAGCAUCCGACUGCUUGUCUGCGUGCUGGUGCACUUAUGGCAGUGUUGUCUUACCUUGACUUCUUCUCAACGGGGGUCCAGAGAGUAGCAUUGUCCACAGCCGCAAAUAUGUGUAAGAAACUCCCAUCAGAUGCAGCUGACUUUGUAAUGGAAGCAGUUCCUCUGCUCACAAACCUUCUUAACUAUCAUGAUUCUAAGGUGUUAGAACAUGCCUCUGUUUGCUUGACACGUAUUGCAGAAGCAUUUGCCUCAUCUCCUGAGAAACUGGAUGAGUUAUGUAAUCAUGGCUUGGUUGCACAAGCUGCUGGACUUAUAUCUGUUAGUAAUUCAGGAGGACAGGCUUCUCUGAGCACAUCAACAUACACGGGUUUGAUUCGCCUUCUCUCAACAUGUGCAAGUGGAUCCCUGUUAGGAGCUAAAACUCUUCUCCUUCUUGGAAUCAGCGGCACACUUAAAGAUAUUCUUUCAGGUUCUGGUCUAGUUGCUGGUGUUUCUGUUUCCCCUGCUUUAACAAGGCCCGCAGAACAGAUAUAUGAGAUUGUUAACCUUGCGGAUGAACUCCUUCCUCCCUUGCCUCAAGGAACCAUCUCUCUCCCAAUAUGUUACAAUAUUCUUGUGAAAGGAUCAGCUGCAAAGAAAUCUCCUGCUGCCCCUUCUUCACAUGAGCAAGAGGAGACUAAUGGAGUGAAAAAUGAAGUUUCCUCUCAUGAAAAGUUAUUGCAUGAUCAACCUGAACUUCUCCAGCAGUUUGGAAUGGACCUUCUUCCUGUUCUGACACAGGUAUAUAGUUCCAGUGUAAAUGGUCCAGUUCGUCAUAAGUGUCUGUCUGUUAUUGCGAAAUUGAUGUAUUUCAGCUCUGCUGAUAUGAUUCAGUCAUUUCUUAAUGUGACAAACAUUUCCAGCUUCUUAGCAGGUAUUUUAGCUUGGAGGGAUCCCCAGAUCUUGAUUCCUGCUCUUCAGAUAGCAGAGAUUCUUAUGGAGAAGCUUCCUGGAACAUUCACCAAGAUGUUUGUGAGAGAAGGGGUUGUUCAUGCUGUAGAUGCAUUGAUAUGCUCAGAUUCCUCAAAUACUGUUCCUGCUCAAGCAUCCAUCUCUGAGAAGGAUGCUGAUUCUUUGCCUGGGAUAUCUUCACGUUCCCGGCGUUAUCGACGGCGCAGUAGUGGCUUGAACACAGAAAGCAGCUCAUUGGAUGAUUCAAAAGGUUCUAUACCAGGAAGUACUGGCUCUCCUCCAACAUCAGUAGAAGUGCCGACUGCAAAUUCUAGUCUUCGUGCUUCAGUCAGUGCCUGUGCCAAGUCUUUCAAGGAUAAGUAUUUUCUUGCAGAUCCUGGGGCAACUGAAGUUGGAGUUAGUGAUGAUCUUCUUCAUUUGAAAAAUCUUUGCUCAAAGUUGAAUGCUAGUGUUGAAAAUGUCAAGAUAAAAGCUAAAGGUAAAUCUAAGGCCACUCUUGCUUGUUCGUUUGAUAUCUCAGCUAGUACUGAGGAACAAUUGGAUGGAGUAAUAGCGGAGAUGCUGGCUGAACUAACUAAAGGUGAUGGUGUAUCCACAUUUGAGUUCAUUGGCAGCGGAGUUGUUUUGGCACUGCUAAAUUAUUUAUCAUGUGGAACAUUUGGAAAGGAGAAAAUUUCAGAAACUAACCUGCCUAAGCUUCGUCAGCAAGCACUCAGACGAUACAAAUCAUUUAUUUCAACUGUGCUUCCUGUUGACAUUAAGGAAGGGACUGGAACUCCCAUGACAGUGUUGGUUCAGAAGCUUCAAAAUGCUUUAUCUUCUUUAGAACGCUUUCCAGUUGUACUGAGCCAUUCAUCAAGGUCAUCUAGUGGUGGAAGUGCACGCCUUUCCUCAGGUCUAAGUGCAUUAUCCCAGCCCUUCAAGUUACGUCUAUGCCGAGCACAAGGUGAAAAAUCUCUUCGUGAUUAUUCAUCUAAUGUUGUACUCAUUGAUCCACUUGCAAGUCUAGCAGCUGUCGAAGAGUUCCUCUGGCCAAGAGUUCAGCGGAAUGAGUCUGGACAAAAGUCUUCAGUGGCAGCAGGCAAUUUUGACUCGGGAGGUGCAGCUACUGGGGCUGGUGCAUCAUCACCAUCUGCAUCAACGCCAACAGGCCAUCGCCCUUCAACCAGAUCUAGGUCAUCGGUAACAAUUGGAGGUGUUGCUAGAAAGGACUCUCAAGAGGGUUCUACAAAUUCUUCUAAAGGAAAGGGUAAAGCUGUUUUGAAAUCUAGUACCGAUGAAGCAAGAAGACCACAAACAAGAAAUGCCACACGUAGAAGAGCAGCUUCAGAGAAAGAGAUGAAACCAGCACACAGCGACUCUAGCUCCGAGGAUGAGGAGUUGGACAUGUCCCCUGUUGAGAUAGAUGAUGCUAUGUUGAUUGAAGAAGAUGAUGUCUCAGAUGAUGAAGAUGAUGAUCAUGAUGAGGUCCUCAGAGAUGACUCUCUUCCUGUUUGUGUACCAGACAAGGUACAUGAUGUCAAAUUAGGAGAUCCAGCUGAUGAUGCGAUAAUUGCUUCUUCAGCAAGUGAUAAUCAAGCACAACCUUCAUCUGGUUCUAGUAAUAGAUCUGCCGCAGUUAGAGGCCCUGCCGAAUACAGAAGUGGAAGUACUUUUGGUUCAAGGGGUGGUGCAAUGUCAUUUGCCGCUGCUGCAAUGGCUGGGCUUGCUUCUGUGAGUGGGAGAGGUCUCAGAGGUGGUCGAGAUCGUCAUGGCCUGGCCCCGGGCAGUAAUGUAAAUGACCAUUACAAUAAAUUGGUAUUCACAGCAAGUGGGAAGCAGCUCAGCAAACAUUUGACUAUAUAUCAGGCUAUCCAACGCCAGCUUGUGCUUGAGGAAGAGGAUGAUGAAAGGUUCAAUGGGUCUGACCUGCCUAAUGAUGGCAGCAGGUUCUGGAGCGGUAUAUUUACUAUAACUUAUCAGAAGGCUGAUAGCCAGGUUGAUGGGGCUUCUCAAGGAGGUUCAUCCUCAAAGUUCAAGUCUAUUUCUUCUUCCAAAUCUGUUUUUGACUCUCAGUGGCAGCAAAUGUCACUUCUUGAUAGCAUCUUGCAAGGGGAGCUCCCUUGUGAUCUUGAAAAGUCUAAUCCUACUUAUAACAUUUUGGCAUUGUUGCGAGUACUGGAAGGUCUGAAUCAGCUAGCUUCUCGCUUAAGAGUGCAGACUGCAUCUGACGAUUUUGCUAAUGGGAAGAUUUCUAGCCUGGAUGAACCAUAUAGGACUGGUGUGAAGGUUCCUUCUGGGGAGUUUAUAAAUAGCAAGCUAACCCCUAAACUGGCUCGGCAAAUUCAGGAUGCUCUUGCAUUGUGCAGUGGCAGUCUCCCUUCAUGGUGUUAUCAAAUGACUAAAGCAUGCCCUUUUCUGUUUCCUUUUGAAACAAGGAGGCAGUACUUUUAUUCAACAGCUUUUGGACUAUCCCGUGCCUUGCAUCGGCUUCAGCAACAACAAAGUGCGGAUAAUCAUAGUUUAUCCAGUGAAAGGGAGGUUCGUGUCGGCAGAUUGCAACGGCAAAAAGUUCGUGUUGCUAGAAAUCGUAUCUUAGAUUCUGCUGUUAAAGUUAUGGAUAUGUAUUCUAGUACAAAGGCUGUUCUUGAAGUGGAAUAUUUUGGUGAAGUUGGCACAGGAUUGGGUCCAACACUGGAAUUCUAUACUCUCUUAAGUCAUGAACUGCAAAAGGCUGGAUUAGGAUUAUGGAGGUCGAGCUCGAGAUCGGAUAACUCCACAAUGGAUAUUGAUGGAUAUGGGAUGAAAGGUGGAAAUAAUGAUGAUGUUUCAGAAACCAAGAAACUUGGUCCUGAUUUUUCUGUUAGAAGCAGUGAUCUUAUCCAAGCUCCGCUUGGUCUGUUUCCUCACCCUUGGCCUCCUAAUGCAGAUGCUUCUGAUGGCAGCCAGUUUUCUAAGGUUGUUGAGUAUUUCCGUUUGGUUGGUCGAGUGAUGGCAAAAGCUUUACAAGAUGGGCGGCUUUUGGAUCUGCCGCUGUCAACUGCAUUUUAUAAACUCAUUUUGGGUCAAGGGCUUGAUGUGCAUGACAUCAUCUCAUUUGAUGCUGAGUUUGGGAAGAUACUGGAAGAAAUGCGAGUCCUUGUCCGUCGCAAGCAAUUUCUAGAGGCAGCUGGUGAUGAUCAAAAGACAAUCUCUGACUUGCAUUUCCGUGGUGCUCCUAUUGAAGAUCUAUGUCUAGAUUUUACACUUCCUGGAUAUCCUGAUUACCUUCUUAAAGGAGGAGGGGAAGGCACCCUGGUUAAUAUUAACAACUUGGAAGAAUACGUCACCUUGGUAGUUGACGCAACUGUUAAGACAGGAAUUAUGCGACAGAUAGAAGCAUUUAGAGCAGGGUUCAAUCAGGUCUUCGAUAUCUCAUCUCUGCAAAUAUUUUCUCCACAUGAGCUUGAUUACCUAAUCUGUGGUCGUAGAGAAUUGUGGGAGGCUGAAAAACUGGUUGAUCAUAUAAAGUUUGAUCAUGGGUACACUGCAAAAAGUCCAGUGAUUGUCAAUCUGCUUGAGAUCAUGGCAGAAUUCACACCGGAGCAGCAGCAUGCUUUUUGCCAAUUUGUGACUGGUGCUCCGAGGCUUCCACCUGGUGGUCUGGCUGCAUUGAACCCAAAGCUGACCAUUGUGAGGAAGCAUUCUUCAAGUGCAACAAACUCAACCUCAAAUGGAAAUGGAGUGUGUGAAUCGGUUGAUGAUGAUUUGCCUAGUGUCAUGACCUGUGCCAAUUACCUUAAACUUCCUCCUUAUUCAUCUAAGGAAAUCAUGUACAAGAAAUUGCUUUAUGCUAUCAACGAGGGCCAGGGAUCAUUUGAUCUGUCAUGAGCCAAGACCAUAAGUGAUGGAUAUUGUCUCACUAUGGGUUGUUCAUCUUCUGCUUUUAAAUCAAUUGCCCAUUCUGCUCAACAUCAGCCUUUUCUUUUGCACCUAGCUAAUGGUGACAUUAAGGUCAGUCUUUACCUCCAGCCAUGCCAGUGUUUUCCUUUUUUCCUCUCUUCCAUGGGUUGGUUGCAUUCUUUUGUUUUGUUUCUUUUUUUUCCCAAUCCUGUAUAUUCUCAUUAUUCAUAGUGGACCCACAAAUAUCAUUUGUUUUGGCUGGAUUUUCCCUUCUGUUCUUCAAUAAUAGAAGUUUUUCACUGUCAGCUAAAUGUGAUAUUGAUCCUGCAUUUUGAAGCUUUGAAGAGGGAAUGCAGAGCUUUGUGCCAUUGCUUGUAAAUAAAGGGAGAAAUUUCACCUUAUUUAUAAGUUUGAGUAUGCCAAAUAGUUUAUGAUGUAUUGAUGAAUGAAUAUAAAGAAGAAAUGAAUCUUUCAAAUUGAUUUCAGCU
Messenger RNA from Elaeis guineensis (African oil palm), 6502 nucleotides. RefSeq names its product E3 ubiquitin-protein ligase UPL3. Gene Ontology annotation, biological process: proteasome-mediated ubiquitin-dependent protein catabolic process; protein polyubiquitination. Gene Ontology annotation, molecular function: protein binding; ubiquitin protein ligase activity. NCBI's taxonomy places the organism in Eukaryota, Viridiplantae, Streptophyta, Magnoliopsida, Arecales, Arecaceae. The record is from RefSeq and is a predicted model, not a curated record.